This is a messenger RNA of Piliocolobus tephrosceles (Ugandan red Colobus), 1460 nucleotides long. RefSeq names its product endonuclease V (gene ENDOV). The record is from RefSeq and is a predicted model, not a curated record. Gene Ontology annotation, cellular component: nucleolus; cytoplasm. Bases 51 to 1043 code for a protein of 330 amino acids. Gene Ontology annotation, biological process: DNA repair. The transcript has 9 exons. Lineage: Eukaryota; Metazoa; Chordata; Mammalia; Primates; Cercopithecidae. Gene Ontology annotation, molecular function: single-stranded RNA binding; RNA endonuclease activity producing 5'-phosphomonoesters, hydrolytic mechanism.
CGCGACUCGCUUCCGGAAGUGACGUACAGAAGGGUGCCCAAGACGAAACAAUGGCCCAGGAGGCCGCGGGAUGGCCGCCGGAGGAAACGCUGUCACUGUGGAAACGGGAGCAAGCUCGGCUGAAGGCCCGCGUCGUAGACAGGGACACCGAGGCGUGGCAGCGAGACCCCGCCUUCUCGGGUCUGCGGAGGGUCGGGGGCGUUGACGUGUCCUUCGUGAAAGGGGACAGUGUCCGCGCUUGUGCCUCCCUGGUGGUACUCAGCUACCCUGAGCUCGAGGUGUUGUACGAGGAGAGCCGCAUGGUCAGCCUCACAGCCCCCUACGUGUCUGGCUUCCUGGCCUUCCGAGAGGUGCCCUUCUUGCUGGAGCUGGUGCAGCAGCUGCGGGAGAAGGAGCCGGGCCUCAUGCCCCAGGGAUGGCCCUGUCUUGAGGGCCAAGGGCCAGCUCCGCUGACUGCGACUCUCCCCAUGGCUCCACAGGUCCUUCUUGUGGAUGGAAACGGGGUGCUCCACCACCGAGGUUUUGGGGUGGCCUGCCACCUUGGCGUCCUUACAGACCUGCCUUGCGUUGGGGUGGCCAAGAAACUUCUACAGGUGGAUGGGCUGGAGAACAACGCCCUGCACAAGGAGAAGAUCCGACUCCUGCAGACUCGAGGAGACUCGUUCCCUCUGCUGGGAGACUCUGGGACUGUCCUGGGAAUGGCCCUGAGGAGCCAUGACCGCAGCACCAGGCCCCUCUACGUCUCCGUGGGCCACAGAAUGAGCCUGGAGGCAGCUGUGCGCCUGACUUGCUGCUGCUGCAGGUUCCGGAUCCCAGAGCCCGUGCGCCAGGCUGACAUCUGCUCCCGAGAGCACAUCCGCAAGUCGCUGGGACUCCCCAGGCCACCCACACCGAGGAGCCCGACGCAGAGGCCAGUGGCAUGCCCCAGAGGAGACUCUGGAGAGUUCUCAGGUGAGGGCCGGCCCCCACAGGACCACAGCCCAGGCCCCAGGACAGCCCCAAGGCCAGGCUCCCAGGAGCAGGAGGGCAAGGACUGGCAGUAGGGUGGAACUGGGCGCCAUGAAGACACGAAGGCCACUGGCCACCUCGUUCUGGCCUCAGGACACUGACCACCCCUGGGGAUGGUCUAGGGACUUAGGGGAACCUCACCUCAGCCGCAGGUAGAGCACCCAGUCCCCAAAGACAGGCUGACCGCACCAGCCCGGGGGAUGCCACAGCACAGCCCAGUGCCAGGUGGGGUAGAGGCGACCACAGCCCCUCUUCGCCCCGUCAUCGGCUGCUCAGCUGUGGUCACGGUGCUCAGAGGACAGAUCUCGAUGGGGGCAAGUGCCAGACCCUGAGAGUGCGCGAGACGCUUUCCUGGAGCCCACAAAGGGGACUCAGAGCUACAGCCUGCACGAGCCCUGCAGCCUCUGCGUUGCCCGCCCCUUUCAAUAGAUAGGACUUGCUUGCUCUUUUUU